Erinaceus europaeus (western European hedgehog) is the source of this 11062-nucleotide messenger RNA. RefSeq names its product golgin B1 (gene GOLGB1). Lineage: Eukaryota; Metazoa; Chordata; Mammalia; Eulipotyphla; Erinaceidae. Bases 134 to 9991 code for a protein of 3285 amino acids. The record is from RefSeq and is a predicted model, not a curated record. Gene Ontology annotation, cellular component: Golgi apparatus; membrane; endoplasmic reticulum-Golgi intermediate compartment. The transcript has 22 exons.
GAGGCCCUUGGCUCCGCCCUGCCCCCGCGGCCUGGUUUUCUGAGCGGCCUGCUCCAGCUGCCUGCAUUUGCAGCUCGCGGCUGACGUAGGAGAGGACCUACGGGGCCCUGAGUUCAGGCGCCUAGCAAACUUAAUGUCAGGAACCAGAGGCGGGUCUCCGAUGCAAGGUCGCUGGGGCGGAGGUCACGGAAACACUGGAGAAAUGCUGAGCCGAUUAUCAGGGCUGGCAAAUGUUGUUUUGCAUGAAUUAUCAGGAGAUGACACUGAUGAAAAUAUGAGGGCUUCUUUGGAUCCUGAAAUACCCCAAGAAUCAAACAUGGAGUUGAAUAAUAGAACACAAGAGGAUGCCAUGGAACGCCUGGCUUAUACAGAACAAAUGGUGGUGGAGCUAAAAGAAAUGAUUCGACAGAAAGAUAUUGAACUACAGCAAAAGGAUGAAAUUCUACAGGAAGAAAGAAAAGCUGCUGAUAAUAAGAUAAAAAAGCUAAAACUUCAUGCUAAGGCCAAACUAACUUCUUUGAAUAAACAUAUAGAAGAAAUGAAGGCACAAGGGGGGACUAUUUCACCUACAGAACCUCAUUCAGAGGAGCAACACUCUAAGCAUGAUAAGAGUUCUACAGAGGAAGAGUUGGAAGCAGAAAAGAUAAAACUUAAACUUCAGGAGAAGGAGGAACUAAUUAGCAGUUUGCAAGCUCAACUCAUCCAGGCACAGACAGAGCAAGCUAAACAAUUUGAUAAGAGUUCUACAGAGAUGGAAGAAUUUGAAACUAUAAAGCAACAGCUCCAAGAAAAGGAGGAAAUCAUUGGUACUUUGCAAGCCCAACUCAGCCAGAUACAGGCAGAACAAGUUGCCCAGUUGAGUUCCAUGCAGCAGGUGGUCCGAGAAAAAGAUGCCCGCUUUGAAACACAAGUUCGUCUUCAUGAAGAUGAGCUUCUUCAGUUAGUAACCCAGGCAGAGGUGGAAGCAGAAAUGCAACAGAAAUUGAGGGUGCUACAGAGGAAGCUUGAAGAACAUGAAGAAGCCUUGCUGGGCCGUGCACAGGUGGUGGACUUGCUGCAACAGGAGCUGACUGCUGCUGAACAGAAAAAUCAGGUUCUCUCUCAGCAGUUACAGCAGAUAGAAAUGGAGCAUAAUGCUUUAAAAAACACUGUGGAAACAGAAAGACAGGAAUCUAAGAUUCUGAUGGAAAAGAUGGAACUUGAAGUAGCGGAAAGAAAAUUGUCCUUCCAUAAUCUGCAGGGAGAAAUGCAUCAUCUCCUAGAACAGCUUGAGCAAGCAGGUCAAGCCAAGGCUGAGCUACAAUUCCGAUACAGUGCUCUGGAGCAGAAAUACAAAGUGGAAAUGGAAGAUAAGACUUCUUAUAUUGUGAGACUUCGAAAGACUGAACAAGAACUGCACUCUGCCUGUGAUACUCUAAAGGAUGAAAAUUCAAAGCUUCUGCAAAAUCAGAGUGAGCAGGCUGUUAAUUCAGCUCAGACCAUUCAAGAACUUGAAGAUCAACUCCAGAAAAAAUGCGAAGAACUUAGUCAAUUUUUAAAUAAACCAAAUUUGUCAAAGGAUGAAACAGCAUCCCAGACUUCUUUCCCAGAUGUUUAUAAUGAGGGCUCACAGGCAGACACAGAGGAGAAAAUUGCCUUUUUGCAGAAGAGAGUAAUAGAAUUAGAGAAUGAAAAGGGAGCCCUGCUUCUUAGUUCUGUAAAACUGGAAGAGCUGAAAGCUGAGAAUGAAAAGCUGUCUUCUCAAAUUACUCUUUUAGAAGCUCACACUAGAUCUGGAGAGGCAGAUAGAGAAUUCAGUGAGAUCAGCAUGAUUGAUCAGCUCGACAAGAGAAGCUUUUAUGGAGAGGAAAGUCAACAAGAUGUCCUUGAUAAGACAUUUUCUCAAAAACAUAAAGAACUAUCUGUUUUAUUGUUGGAAAUGAAAGAAGCUCAGGAGGAGAUUGCAUUUCUUAAGUCGCAACUCCGAGGCAGCCGGGCAGAGGGAAGCCCUGAGGUCCUUGGUGAUAAAGAAAUGAAGCCUGUAGAGAGUGAAGGAAUAGCUCCAGAUGGAAUGAAAAUAUUGCUUGAAGAUACAGGGCAACAUCUUUCUCCAAUGCCAAAUGAAGGGAACAGCCUUCCAACAAUUGAAACUGAAGAACAGAUGAGCACUAAGCAAUUAAAUAAAGUAUCCAAGGAAAUGUCUUUAUGUGACACUGAAAUGGAAUCAAAGUCAACAAAGCAGGAUAAUGCUGAUAAACCCUCCUCUGAUGUACCAGAUAUUUGUCAGUGUCACCAGGAUGAAUUAGAAAGACUGAAAGGUCAAAUUUUGGAGCUUGAGACAAAUUUUAACACAGCAGAGAAAACCUACGAGAAAAAUAUAGAUGAGAAAGUAAUGGAAAUAAGCAACUUAACUCACUUGAUAGAAGAGUUUAAGAAAAAUGCUGAGAACAGCAGCAGUGCAUUCACUGCUUUGUCAGAAGAAAGAGAGAGGCUUCUUUCUCAGGUGAAGGAACUUAGUGUAGUAGCAGAACUAAAAGCUCAGGUAAAACAACUAGAAGUGAGCCUUGAAGAAGUUGAGAAGCAAAGAAGACUUGAUUAUGAAGGUCAAACUACUCAACAGAACUUGCUUACUGAACAAAUCCACAGUCUUAGCAUAGAAGCUAAAUCUAAAGAUGUGAAAAUUGAAGUUUUACAGAAUGAGCUGGAUGAUGUGCAGCUUCAAUUUUCUGAGCAGAGUACAUUAAUAAAAGGCUUGCAAAGCCAACUGCAAGAGAAGGAAAGUGAAGUACUUGAGGGGGCAGAACGUGUGAGAGAUAUCUCAAAUAAGAUGGAAGAACUGUCACAGACUCUUUCACAGAAAGAAUCUGAAAUAGUAAAAAUUAAUCAGCUUUUACUAGAGAGGAAGAGGGAUAUGGAAACUCUUCAAAAAACCAUUGAAGAAAAGAAUCAGCAAGUCACAGAAAUCAGCUUUAGUAUGACUGAGAAAAUGGUUCAGCUUAAUGAAGAGAAAUUUUCUCUUGGAGUUGAAAUUAAGACUCUUAAAGAACAGCUAAAUGUAUUAUCUAGAGCUGAAGAAGCAAAAAAGGAGCAAACAGAUGAAGAUAAAGUAGUUGUUUCUGACAUUAAACAGAAUUAUGAGUUGAAUCCAGCAGGGGUAAUAAGUAAAGAAGAACUUCAGCAUGAACUAGACCUUGUAAAGAAAGAAAAUGAACAAAGGAAGAGAAAGCUCCAAGCAGCUCUUAUUAAUAGAAAGGAACUUCUGCAAAAAGUUAGUAGAUUAGAAGAAGAAUUGGCAAAAGUAAAAGAUGAAUCUAACAAUGAGACCUCCUUUAGUGACAAUGAAAAGAAAGAAAUGCAGGAAAAUAAAGAAAGCAAGGAAGACUUAGAGAAAUGUGUGACUUCUAAGUGCCAGGAAGUAGAAAUUUCCUUAAGACAGGCAAUAGCUGAGAAAGAAGCAGAAUUAGAGCAUGUAAGAAAGGAUUUGAAAGAAAAAAUAGCAGUUGAAGAACAGUUUCAAGCCAUGCUCCAACAGAUGAAUCAUAAUUUGCAAGAGAAGACAAGCCAAAUAGAUUUGCUCCAAUCAGAAAUCACUGAAAACCAAGCCAUUAUCCAAAAGUUAACCACAGGUAAUAAAGAUGCAGGUGAUGGAAACUCAGCAGCACCUGUAAAAGAAACAGUGGCAGUCAGUUCACCAAAGGCAGGUAGUGGAGAACAACAACAGCCAGAACUGGAAGCAAAGAUCAUGGAUCUUGAAAAAGAAAAGGACCAACUUCAAAAGAAGCUGCAGGAAAUGUCUAACUCUCGCAAAGUAAUUCUAAAAAAGGCACAGGAAAAAGAAAAACAUCUUAGGGAGGAGCUAAAACAACAGAAAGAUGAUUAUAAUCACUUGCAAGAACAAUUUGAUGUGCAAAGGAAGGAAAAUAAGAACAUUGAAGAUGAGCUAAGGCAUCUUCAGAUUCUAAUCAGGGAGUUUGCCAGUGAAAAACUCCAAAGCCCUAACCAGCAGGAACCAUGCUCUCCCACUCAAGGUUUAGAAGAACCUUUGUUCAAAGCCACAGAGCAGCAACCUGUUGCCGAGUCCAACUUAAACCAACCUUGGCCCUCUUAUCCAGAAGAUGCAAAUACUUUUCAGGCCAGUGCUUUUAUUGCUCAGAUUAAUACCCAACUGAAAGAGUUAGAUUUUAAGAAAAAGGAGUUAGAGCUUAAAGUUGGUUCCACAGCAAGUGAACUUACUAAAAAAUCAGAGGAGUUACAUUAUUUACAAGAUCAGCUAAGUAAGCAGAACUUAGAAAUCCAGAAUCUGAAGAUGGCAUCCCAUGAAGCUGAGGCCCAUACUGAAAGUCUAAGGCAGAAAUUGGAAAAAUGUCAACUAAAGAUAGAUGGAUUAGAACAUUUGAGAGAAUUACAGCCUGAACUAGAUGAACUACAGAAAGUAGUAAGCAAAAAGGAAGAGGAAGUUAGAUACCUGUCUGGACAGGUUGGUGAAAAAGAAGCAUGCCUUACUAGAAUGCAGACAGAGAUAACAGAACAAGUGGAUUUAAUUAAGGCUCUACAUACUCAACUGGAAAUGCAAGCCAAAGAACAUGAUAAGAAGCUAAAGCAGUUACAGGUGGAACUUUGUGAAAUGAAGCAAAAGCCAGAGGAGGCUGAAGAAGAAAGUAAAGCAAAGCAACAAAUACAGAGAAAACUCCAGGCAGCUCUUGUUUCUCGAAAAGAAGCACUAAAAGAAAAGAAAGUUCUUCAAGAGGAGUUGUCUUUAGCCAGAGAUACUAUUGAACAGCUCACUAAGUCUCUGGGACAUGUGGAAAGCCAAGUUUCUGCUCAGAAUAAAGAAAAAGAUACUGUCUUAGCAAAGUUAGUUCUUCUUCAAGAAGAAAGAGACAAGCUCAUUACAGAAAUGGACAAAUCAUUACUUGAAAAUCAAAGUCUCACUGGCUCUUGUGAGAGUCUGAAGUUAGCUCUGAUGGGUCUUACUGAAGACAAGGAAAACUUAGUGAAGGAAAUGGAAACUUUGCAAUGUUCCAAGAUUGCAGAAAAUACUGAGUGGGAAGAGAAGCACAAAGAGUUACAAAAAGAAUAUGAAAUUCUUCUGCAGUCCUAUGAGAAUGUUAGUAAUGAAGCAGAAAGAAUUCAGCAUGUAGUAGAAACUGUGAGGCAAGAGAAGCAAGAAUUAUAUGGAAAGUUAAGAAGCACAGAAGGAAGCAAGAAAGAGGCAGAAAAGCAGCUGCAGGAAGCUGAACAAGAAAUGGAGGAGAUGAAAGAAAAGAUGAGAAAGUUUGCUAAAUCCAAACAACAGAAAAUUCUAGAGUUAGAAGAAGAGAAUGACCGACUGAGAGCAGAAGUACACCCUGCAGGAGGUACACCUAAAGACUGUAUAGAAGCACUUAGUUCUUCCAAUUACAGCUUGAAGGAGGAAUUAGACAAGGUCAAAACAGAGUAUGAAACCCUUUCUAAGGAUUUUGAGGCCAUAUUGAUUGAGAAGGAUGUUCUAAGUGAAGAGGUUCAGGUUUUAAAGCAUCAGAUAGAAGGUAAUAUACCCAAACAAGUUAGUUUAGAGAAACAAGAUAACCAAGUAGAUACCAUUGAAAAAGCAACACAGUAUGCUCCAGAUGAAGCAAAUGAGCAAGACUCUGUAAAUAUGAGCGCAAGGCUAGAUUAUUCAGAAUCCAUUCCAUCAGAGAACAGUGCCAUGCCUGAUGUAAGUGAGAAUGUCAACUCACAUGAUGAAAUUAAUAACUAUCUACAUCAGAUUGAUCAGUUUAAAGAAAGAAUUGCUGAAUUAGAGGAGCAAAAGGAGAAAGAAAAGGAAUUUAGUCAGACUUUAGAAAAUGAAAGGAACACCUUACUGAGUCAAAUAUCAGCUAAGGAUGAUAAUCUAAAAGUGCUUCAGGAAGAAUUAAAUAAAAUAAAACAACUAAAUCAGCAAAUCCAAGAAGAACUUACUAGAAUUACCAAACUGAAGGAGACAGCAGAAGAGGAGAAAGAUGAUUUGGAAGAAAGACUUAUGAACCAGUUAGCAGAACUUAAUGGGAGCAUUGGUAAUUAUUAUCAGGAUGUUACAGAUGCCCAAAUAAAAAUUGAAUUACUAGAAUCUGAAAUGCAGAACCUUAAAAAAUAUGUCAGUGAACUAGAAGAAGAAAAGCAGCAACUUGUCAAGGAGAAAACCCAGGUGGAAUCAGAAAUAAGAAAAGAAUAUUUAGAAAAACUAAAGGGUGCUGAGAAAGGGCCAAGCAAUAAAAGCCACGCAAAAGAACUACAAGAGCUAUUAAAAGAGAAACAGCAAGAGGUAAAGCAGCUUCAGAAGGACUGCAUCAGGUACCAAGAGAAAAUUAGUGCACUGGAGAGAACUGUGAAGGCCCUAGAAUUUAUACAAUCUGAGUCCCAAAAGGAUUUGGAGAUAACUAAAAGAAACCUUGCUCAGGCAAAUGAACACCGCAAGAAGGCAGAAACAGAAUUAGCUAGCUUCAAAGUUUUGCUAGAUGAUACUCAAAGUGAAGCAGCAAGGGUCCUAGCAGACAAUGCCAAGUUAAAGAAAGAACUUCAGUCCAAUAAGGAAUCAGUUAAAAACCAAAUGAGACAAAAGGAUGAAGAUCUUGAGCGGAGACUGGAGCAGGUUGAAGAGAAACAUCUGAAAGAGAAGAAGAAUGUGCAAGAGAAGUUAGAUGCUUUGCAUAGAGAAAAAGUUCACUUAGAGGAGACAUUUGGAGAGAUUGAAAUUACUUUGAACAAAAAAGAUAAGGAAGUUAAACAACUUCAGGAAAACUUGGACAGCACUGUGGCCCAGCUUGCAGCUUUCACUAAGAGCAUGUCUUCUCUACAGGAUGAUCGGGACAGGGUGAUAGAUGAAGCUAAGAAAUGGGAGAAGAAAUUCAGUGAUGCUAUUCAAACCAAAGAAGACGAAGUUAGACUCAAAGAGGAGAAUUGCAUUGUUCUAAAGGAUCAGCUUAGACAGAUGUCUAUUCAUAUGGAAGAAUUGAAGAUCAACAUUUCCAGGCUUGAACAUGAUAAGCAAUCUUGGGAACACAGGGCCCAGUCAGAGGUCCAGCGCCAACAAAAGGUCUGUGAUACUCUACAGGGGGAAAACAAAGAACUUUUGUCUCAGCUAGAAGAAUCUCAACAUCUAUACCACAAUUCUCAGAAUGAAUUAGCUAAAUUGGAAUCAGAACUUAAGAUUUUCAGAGACCAGUCAACUGAUUUAAAUAACUCAUUAGAAGAAAUUAAGGAAAAGAAAGAAAAUUUGGAAGGAAUCAUAAAGCAGCAAGAAGCUGACAUCCAAAAUUAUAAAUUUAGUAAUGAGCAACUAGAGACUGAUCUUCAGAACUCCAAACAACUGACUAGUAGAUUGCGUGAAGAAAUAAACAUGAAGGAACAGAAGAUUAUGGGUCUGCUUUCUGCCAGGGAGCAGGCACUCCAAGUAGUUGUUGCUGAGAUGCAUGCACAACGUGAUAAAGAAAUUCAGGAAUUAGAAAACCUGUUGUCCCAGGAGGAAGAGGAGAAUAUCGUCUUGGAAGAAGAAAACAAAAAAGUUGUUCAUAAAACUAAUCAGCUUGUAAAAUCACUGAAAAGCAUCAAGAAGGAAAAUGUGCAGCAGAAGGCCCAGUUAAAUUCCUUUGUUAAGUCCAUGUCUUCUCUACAGGAUGACAGAGACCGUAUAGUUGGUGACUAUCAAAAACUAGAAGAGCGACAUCUCUCUGUAAUCUUGGAAAAAGACCAACUUAUCCAAGAUGCUGCUAAUGAGAAUAAUAAACUUAAAGAAGAAAUUCGAUGCUUGAGAAGUCACAUGGAUGAUCUCAAUUCUGAGAAUGCCAAGCUAAAUGCAGAACUGAUUCAAUAUAGAGAAGACCUGAAACAAGUGAUAUCAAGAAAGGACUGUCAGCAAAAGCAGCUUCUUGAAGCUCAACUUCAGCAGACUAAUGAGCUGAAAAAUGAAUGUGCUAAAUUAGAAGAAAAGCUGAAAGAAUCUGCAGAAACAAAGGAAGAUCUACAAAGAUCCUCUAUUACCCUACAAGAGGAAAAACAAAGUUUAUCUAAAGAGAUUGAGAGUUUGCAAAUAACUAUAUCCCAACUAAAGAGACAAGUGGCAGCACUGCAAGAAGAAGAUUCUUUAGGAGUAUUGCAGGCCCAAUUAAAAGUAAAGGAAGAAGAGGCACAGAAGUUAAGUACUGCCCUGUCCUCCUCUCAAAAGAGAAUUGUGGAACUGGAAGAGGAAUUGGUUCAAGUUCAGAAGGAAGCUGCCAAGAAUGUGGGUGAAGUUGAAGAUAAGCUGAAAAAAGAAUUAAAGCAUCUUCAUCAUGAUGCAGGAAUAAUGAGAAAUGAAACUGAAACAGCAGAAGAGAGAGUGGCAGAGCUAGCAAGAGAUCUUAUGGAGAUGGAACAGAAACUCCUAAUGGUCACCAAAGAAAACAAAGAUCUCACAGCACAAAUCCAGUCUUUUGGAAGGUCUAUGAAUUCCCUACAAAACAGUAGAGAUAAUGCCAAUGAGGAGCUUGAUGAACUGAAAAGGAAAUAUAAUAUCAGCAUGAGAGAGCUGGCACAGCUGAAAGAACAACAAGGUCUCUUAAACAGAGAGUGUGAUGUGCUUGUUUCUAAAGCUUCCUUUCCAACAAACUCCAAUGAGGGCAAUAGCCAGCUUCACCUUGAGAAAUUCAGCCAACAGCUUCUAUCCAAAGAUGAACAGCUGCUUCACUUGUCCUCACAACUCGAAGAUGCUCACAACCAACUACAGACCUUUUCUAAGGCUAUGGCCAGUCUACAGAAUGAGAGAGAUCACUUGCUGAAUGAACUGCACAAAUUCCGCAAGUCAGAUGAAGGGAAACAGAAGUCUGUGACCCAACCUGUAACUAGCCCAGCUGAAUUACAGAGUUUAAAAAAAGCCAUGUCAUCGCUCCAAAAUGACAGAGACCGACUACUGAAAGAAUUGAAGAAUCUGCAGCAGCAGUACUUACAGAUUAACAAAGAAGUCACUGAGUUACGUCCACUGAAGGCUCAACUUCAGGAGUCUCAAGAUAAGACAAAGACAUUUCAGAUUAUGCAAGAAGAGCUCAGACAGGAACAUCUCUCCUGGCAGCAUGAACUACAUCAGCUCAGGAUGGAGAAAGGUUCCUGGGAAAUUCACGAGAGGAGAAUGAAGGAGCAGUACCUCAUGGCUAUCACAGACAAAGAUCAGCAACUCAGUCAUUUACGGAAUCUUAUAAGGGAAUUGAGUUCUGCGUCCUCCCAGAGUGAUACCCUCAACAAAGUGCAAUACCAAAGGCAGGCAUCCCCAGAGACAUCAGCAUCCCAGGAUAGGUCACAAAACCUAGUUUAUGAGACAGAUCUUCUUAGGACCCAGCUCAAUAAUACCUUAAAGGAAGUUCACCAAAAGGAACUAAGAAUCCAGCAACUGAACAGCAAGUUUUCUCAGCUACUAGAGGAGAAAAAUACCCUUUCAAUUCAACUUUGUGAUACCAGCCAAAGCCUUCGUGAGAACCAGCAGCAUUACAGUGACCUCUUUAAUCAUUGUGCAGUCUUGGAGAAGCAAGUUCAAGAGUUGCAGGCGGGGCCAUUGAUUACAGAUGUUGCUCCAGGAGCUCCACAGGAAAAGAAUGGCACUCACAGGAAGGAUGAUCUUGACGAACAAAGAGAGGCACAGCUAAGCUUUUCAGAAGCCCAGAAGCAGCUCUACAACACUAAACAGGAGAUGAAUGAAUUGAGAAAACUGCUAGAAGAAGAGCGAGACCAAAGAGCAACUGCUGAGAAUGCCCUCUCUGUGGCUGAGGAGCAGAUCAGACGGUUGGAGCAUGGUGAAUGGGACUCUGCUAGGACUCCUAUCAUUGGCUCCUGUGGCACUCAGGAGCAGGCACUGUUAAUAGAUCUUACAAGCAGCAGUUGUCGUCAGACCCGGAGUGGUGUUGGAUGGAAGCGGGUUCUGCGUUCACUAUGUCACUCUCGAACCCGAGUGCCACUGCUAGCAGCCAUCUACUUUCUGAUGGUCCAUGUCCUGCUCAUUCUGUGUUUCACAGGUCAUCUAUAAACAAAGUUCUCACCUUUUGGACCACUCCGCAGAACUUGGAUUUCCCUCACCUCCACUCGUCUGUUUCAGUGGAACAGUCUUCCCAUUUACAGAUAGUUUCUCCCAACUGCCCACAGAAAGUGCCUACAAUAGAGGGGUAGAUGAGCACAGAUUAUAGCUACAGGGAUCAACAAAUCUGCUUUUCCUACUGCCCAGACCCUGAGCACUUUUAAAUAUCUGAAGAGGCUCCAUAGUUGAUUGCUGAGCCUUCCGUUGUAUGGUGAUAGAUGCUGAGCGAUUUCUUCUAGCCAGGAGUAAGCCUAGUAAUCUCAAGUCCAGUAUCAUUUUUUUAUGAAACUUUCUUUGCCUCAUUUAUUUUAUAUAUUUUCCUUUCUUGCCACAGAGGGAAGAUAGUCCUGCCUUUAAAAUAAGUUCUAGGAAACAUAAAAUAUCUAAUUAGGUCUCUUGCAAAACAGAUCGAGCGCUGAAGAAUUCCUCGGGACUCUUUCCCUGGAUGUGCAGACAUCAUCACAGUGAGAUUUGUGCCUGGUCUAUAAAAUAGGAGGAUCCCAUUGCUUGUGCCCUUGAUUAAGUGUGCACUAAAGUAUUAACUGUCCAUGGAAAGAACUGGAUGUGUACAGGGGGAUUCAGAGUCUAGUCAUUUCUGUGAUCUCUAAAUAUGCCUUGAUUGUGGUUCCUAAGGCAGCAAACUGGGAACCUCUUUUAAGUGCCAGGGAAUUCUGAUUCCUAGCCUCUUGAAAGUGUUAGCUGUUGGUGACGGUUAUUCAAUUUUCUCAGUCCCAUAGACAUUGACUUCUAUGGUGACAGAUAUAAGGAAAAUGGAGGGAGAAUACAGAGAAGACAAAAAUGUUUAAAUCUAGGCCAGAGAACAAAAUUCAGAAUUGAUUUCCAUUUGUGCCUAUUCCUCCUUUUCCUCUUCUUUUUCUUUUGUGCCCAUGAUAUUUUCCCUAUGUACUCUCAUCAUUCAAAGAAAACAGAAAACUGGUGAACUGACUAAUCAUCCUUUGUUCUAUCACAACCACAUCUUGGCCAUAGCAAUCUAGGAACUUUCCUGAACUGUAAAAUAAAAGU